CCUGAGGCUUUGUGCCCGGGGCAGAAGUUGGUUCUCAAUACCUCCCUUUGUUUGGGGCGGAGGAGGGGCGGCCCCCAUUACCUGGCGCCUGUUCUGUUCCGGCUGAGUGGCAAGAGGUGCGUGGCAGAGCCUGUACUUAGCGGUCCCUCAAUGCCGCCUUUCACAGGGGGGCCCUGCCCCAGUCAGCUCCCUGCCCAAAGUCCGCUUCGCCAGGGGGAGUGGCCGAGGAGCAGGAGAGGGAGACAGCCCAGCCCACGUGGCGGCUCCAGCUUAGUAAAUGAGGGAGGUUGAGGGAAUCUCAGCCCAGAGGAGUCCCCGCUGGCCGACUGGGAGGGACCAACGAGCUGGAGCCUGGAGGAUAGCUGCCCGGGACUCAGACUGGUGGUUAUAUAGGAAAGCAAAUAUGUGAAGAUGGGACUCUUGGUUUUCGUGCGUAAUCUGCUGCUAGCCCUCUGCCUCUUCCUGGUGCUGGGAUUUCUCUAUUAUUCAGCCUGGAAGCUGCACUUACUCAGAUGGGAGGACUCUAAUUCAGUGGUUCUUUCCUUUGACUCCGUUGGACAUACGCUAGGCUCAGGAAGGAGAGAGAGAAAAACUGUGACUCUCACGCUCCCGACGUCCAUCCCAUCGUGUCUUGCUGCAGACUCAGGAAAAGGCAGAAACCCGAAAGACUCCAAAGACCCUGUGGCUGUUCCUGGCCCCGCCCACCCGAAAUAUGACCGCCUGGGCUUUCUUCUGAAACUCGACUCAAAACUGCCUGCAGAGUUAGCAACAAAGUAUGCAAAUUUUUCUGAAGGAGCUUGCAAACCUGGCUAUGCUUCAGCGCUUAUGACUGCCAUCUUCCCCAAGUUCUCCAAGCCAGCCCCGAUGUUCCUGGAUGAUUCCUUCAGAAAAUGGGCCCGGAUCAGGGAUUUCGUACCACCGUUUGGGAUUAAAGGACAAGAUAACCUGAUCAAAGCCAUCCUGUCGGCAACCAAAGAGUACCGGCUGACUCUGGCCCUGGAUGGGCUCAGCUGCCGCCGGUGCAUCAUCGUGGGGAACGGAGGCGUGCUUGCCAAUAAGUCACUCGGAGCCAAAAUUGAUGACUAUGACGUGGUGGUCAGGCUGAACUCUGCUCCCAUCAAAGGCUUUGAGAAGGAUGUGGGGAGCAAGACCACCUUACGCAUCACCUACCCAGAGGGGGCCAUCCAGAAACCAGAGCAGUAUGAGAAGGAUUCCCUGUUUGUUCUGGCAGGCUUCAAGUGGCAAGAUUUCAAGUGGUUGAAAUACAUCGUUUACAAGGAGAAAGUGAGCGCCACAGAUGGGUUCUGGAAGUCAGUAGCAACCCGCGUCCCGAAAGAACCUCAUGAGAUCCGCAUCCUCAACCCCUACUUCAUCCAAGAGGCAGCUUUCAGCUUCAUCGGACUUCCUUUCAACAACGGCCUGAUGGGAAGAGGGAACAUCCCCACGCUGGGCAGCGUGGCCAUCACCAUGGCUCUGCACAACUGCGACGAGGUGGCCGUUGCCGGCUUCGGCUAUGACAUGAGCUCGCCCAACACCCCCCUGCACUACUACGAGGCCAUCAAGAUGUCCGCCAUAAAGGAGUCCUGGACACACAACAUCCAGCGGGAGAAGGAGUUCCUGCGGAAGCUGGUGAAAGCCCACGUGAUCGCUGAUCUCACCAGUGGCAUCUGAGGCUGGGCCAGCAGACGGUGCCCCGUCCCCACACGCCAAGGGAACGGAGCGGGAGGACCUCCUGCCCAGGCCUGGGCCCGGGCCCAAGGAGGAAGGAGAUGGAACCCGGGCAGCCAAGGGGCUCCGGGCCAGGUGGGACUGAGGCCUGCCUGUCUCGAUUGCUUCUGCAGCCUCCGGCACGGAGGCCCCGUCCCACCCCUCCCUCCCUCCCUCCGGCUCCGGUGGACGUCUGGGUCUGGCCUACCAGGAAUGAACCUGUGAUGAGAUGCUGUCUGGCUGCGGAGGGAAGGAAAGGAGGCAGGAAGGAAGACAAGUGCCAAAACGGCCCCCUCUGGGUCGGAGCGGGACCCUGAGUUGGUGGCCGUGGCUACUCUCCCACAGGGACUGCCCCACCAGCUUGGGCAUACAGGGCGGGGGGGGAGGGGGAGAGGUGGGCCCGGGCACAAGCUCUGGGAGCACUGGUGCUGCUAUCGCUUAAAAGCCUUGGGGCUCAGAGGGCUGAGCAGGCCUCAGCUCCUCUUACAGCUCUCGAGAGACCCCCCCGCCCCCCGACCCGUCCCCAGCCUGCAUCCCCUGUCCCACAUAGACCAGAGGCCGGCUGUGCCCUGCCCCCCCAGAGAGCCAGGUGGCUCCCGCCAAGGCCCAGCCUGCACCUGAUCUCUUGGGGAGCACCUACAGCUGGGUCCCUGGGCAGACGGGCAGGCUUUGGGCCUUACUCCUGCCUGGCAGAUAGCUGAGCUAAACCCAGGCAGGGAGCUUGGGAGAUAGGGCCCAGGGGAUACUGGAUGUAGAUUCUUCCAUCUGUGUGUGUUGUAUUUUAUUUUGUGAGUGGUAGGGGGGGCGUGGGGAGGGAUAAUUUAUUUUUGAAAUAAGUGUUAAGAAUGGAAAUUUGAUCAGUGUUUAACGAGGAAUGAAUAAUGACACUGUUGCCAGCCUGAUAUCAGAUUGGUCUCUGCCGGCUUAGGGGCGGGCAGCCCGGGCAGAAACUCCCCCCAAUCCACUGUCCCCACGCCCGCCAUCCGAGAACUUCCCUGGCUAGAUGCUGCUGCUCCUCCUGCUG
Molecule: messenger RNA, 2731 nt
Organism: Tachyglossus aculeatus (Australian echidna)
Lineage: Eukaryota; Metazoa; Chordata; Mammalia; Monotremata; Tachyglossidae
Gene: ST3GAL3
Product: ST3 beta-galactoside alpha-2,3-sialyltransferase 3
Exons: 13
Coding region: 412-1671 (419 amino acids)
Molecular function (GO): sialyltransferase activity
Source: RefSeq, a predicted model, not a curated record